CUUCUCCAACAGCCAACGGCCGCUGCGCACGAGGUGUGACCACCUGCCCCACAGGUGGAAGCCGGACGGUUCACUGACUCCGGCCUCGUCGGAUUUCCCGCUUCCCCUGAGCAGUCUCCGGGGCUACAGGAGGGGAGAGGGGCGACGGGACCCUUGCCCAGCGGGGGGGUUAACCGGCUCCCCUCACCCGGCCGCUCAUUGCAGGUGCGCGGGGCAAUGCCCGGCGCCGCGCCCCUGUGCGACCAUGGACGAGGCCGCUCUGCUGGGCGCCAUGCCCGGCCCCGACGAUGAGACGGCCGCCGACCUGUUCGGCCACGAGCGCGCGUCGCAGGCGGAGGGCCCGACCCCGAGCCCGGCCGUGGCGAUGCAGCCGGACCAGGACGAGCUGCCGGUGCUCAGGGACGCCUAUCUGGGCGUCGUCGCCGCCGGCGAGGAGCCGCCCGCCGCGGAGGACAGCGCGCCGCCGCCCGCCUACAGCCUGCGUGUCCUGUCGUCGCUGCUGCCCGCGCCGCUGGGCGCCGGGGUGCGGGUGAUCCCAGUCGAAAUAAAGGAAGCAGGUAGCACUACAAGUAGUCUGGAGGAAGCAGCUUUUCCAAACCCUCUUGGUCAGGAAUCCUGCUGCAAGUUUCUAUCAUCCCAAGAAGCAGAGGACGCUGUCAGCUCCUCUCCUAAGAAAGACUCCAGCCCGAUGGUGAUAUGUCAGUUGAAAGGGGGCACACAAGUGCUGUGUAUAGACAAUUCUGGCACAAGAGAACUAAAAGCACUUCAUUUGGUUCCUCAAUAUCAAGACCAAAAUAAUUGUCUACAGUCAGAUGUCCCCAAACCACUUGCUACUUUAGUAGGAAGAUUUUUGCCAGUACCAGCAAAAUUAAAUCUCAUUACACCACAACUUGACAGUGGUGCCCUCCCAUCGGCAGCCAACAACGGGCCUGCUUUCCCCUCGGAACCAACUCUUCCAGGGCCACCGAAAAUAACUUUGACUGGGUACUGUGAUUGCUUCGCCAGCGGGGACUUUUGCAGCAACUGCAAUUGUAAUAACUGUUGCAACAAUUUACAUCACGAAAUCGAACGGUUUAAUGCUAUUAAGGCAUGUCUUGACAGAAACCCAGAAGCUUUUCAACCAAAAAUUGGGAAAGGCAGACUGGGAGAUGUUAAGCCUCGUCAUAACAAAGGCUGCAACUGCAAGCGGUCCGGCUGCCUGAAGAAUUACUGCGAGUGCUAUGAGGCCAAAAUUAUGUGCUCUUCUAUAUGCAAGUGCAUUGGUUGCAAAAACUAUGAAGAAAGCCCAGAACGAAAAACACUGAUGAACAUGUCAAAAUCUAUGGAAACCGGAGAAUUUGAAGGCAGCCAUCAUUUGUCUCCAAUGAAAAUUUCACAGCUAUCAAAAUUUAGAAAAGAUAGGCAGCCUUCCUCCUGCAUCUCCUGGGAGGUGGUGGAGGCCACGUGCGCCUGCCUGCUGGCCCAGGGUGAGGAGGCCGAGAAGGACCACUGCUCACAGUGCCUGGCCGAGCAGAUGAUCCUGGAGGAGUUCGGGCGAUGCUUGUCACAGAUCCUUCACACUGAGUUCAAGUCCAAGGGGCUGAAAAUCGAGCCGAAUCCGAUGUAGUCAAGUGUGAAAAUGGCAUUGUCGUCAGAGGAGCACAAGGCACUGGGACAGUUGACUGGUUGGGACCCAACUCUCCCAUGGGGGCACCUGUGGGUUCGCGAAGGCGCUCUGAGGGAGGGCGGCCUUGUGUGAGGAGGGCAGGAUGUGGGCACUGUGUCUGACAGAGGGGAGCUUGGGUUCCUGCCACCUAGGGAGGGUGGUGACGGGCUGGGGAGGGACAGCUUGUUCCUCUCUGGAGCACAGUCCUCCAAGCCUGCUUCUGUAAGGAUGCAGGAUAGUUCUCAGUUUUGUUUUUGUUUUUCAAACUUUUAAAAAUAUAUUCUUCAGAGAGGCUGCUUUGAUAGAACUUAGGCUUUCCAGAGGGCCACUGAACACCCUAGGGUUUCUGCAGCAGAGACAGGCCCCAGGGGCCGGGGACAGCAGACAGUGAGGUCUGCAGGGCAGGCUGACAUGAAGAGUCUUGGGUCAUGGAGCUUCAAAUUGUGUGCAGUUUCUCAUGUGUUUCUACUUGAAUUGUGGAAAGGUUCGUUAUUCAUUUAACUUAUCCAUAAUUAUUGUUAUGAUGAUAUUAUUCCUUGUAAAAUCUAAUUAGAGUGACUAUCUUGCAAAACCAGCAGGGAAGAUUAGUUAUGGUGGUUCUCUUUAGGUUCUAUUGUAAAAGUAAAGAAGAAUACACAUUUCUAAGGUCUUUAGUUGUGUCACAAUUAACAUGGUAACUGAAAAUGUACUUGUCAGUACCCACCCUGAAAUAGAUUAAAAUAGUGUUCUUUCACGUG
Chinchilla lanigera (long-tailed chinchilla) is the source of this 2382-nucleotide messenger RNA. RefSeq names its product metallothionein-like 5, testis-specific (tesmin) (gene Tesmin). NCBI's taxonomy places the organism in Eukaryota, Metazoa, Chordata, Mammalia, Rodentia, Chinchillidae. The coding region runs from base 245 to 1606 and encodes 453 amino acids. Gene Ontology annotation, cellular component: nucleus. Gene Ontology annotation, biological process: regulation of DNA-templated transcription. The transcript has 9 exons. The record is from RefSeq and is a predicted model, not a curated record.